Messenger RNA from Linnemannia hyalina, 1011 nucleotides. NCBI's taxonomy places the organism in Eukaryota, Fungi, Mortierellomycota, Mortierellomycetes, Mortierellales, Mortierellaceae. The record is from the annotation of a GenBank genome assembly.
AUGCAUUUGCCUUGGCCCCAGCCCGUUUUGCUCAAGCCUAUUGAGGAAGGACCUCUCCAGGUUCGUGUGUGGAACCCAAAACUGUAUCAGGCCGACAAAGCACACAAGAUGCCCAUCAUCACCCCAGCCUAUCCCUCCAUGUGUGCCACCCACAACGUCACCGAUUCUACCAAGGCUGUCAUGUUGUCCGAGUUCAAGGAUGCUGCCGAAUUGGUGAACAGGAUCAUGAGUCAGCGUGUUCCCUGGUCGUCUUUGUUUGCCAAGGAUGAUUUUUUUACUCGUUAUCGACAUUAUCUUCAGAUCAUUGCCUCCUCAGACUCGGAGGAGCGUCAUCUUACCUGGUCUGGAUUGGUCGAGUCAAGGCUGCGCCACCUUGUUGCAAAGCUGGAGCGUAUCGACAAUUUAGUGCUUGCGCACCCAUACAUCAAGGGAUUUUCCAAGGUGAUCAAGUACAAGACAGCACAAGAGAAGGAGGAUGCUGCACAUGGCAUCAUCAAUGCGCAGGCACAGGAGGCGGCUGAGGGAGCAGCGGAUUCAGCAGAUGUCAAGUCCGUGUGGAUCUCUAUGUACUACAUCGGCCUGUGUAUCCCCGUCCGUGAAGAGGGAUCCAAGGCUCACAGGAAAUUGGAUUUGUAUCGACCCAAGGAGGAGUUUACGGAAAUUGUGAAGUCUUGGGACAAGUAUGACGAGCAGACGAUGGGCAUUGUUGUGCAGCACAUUCGCAGCUCUGCACUUCCUGCCGAAGUUCUCCCUGCUGAAGCUCUUGAGGAUGCAGAACACAAGAAGAACAAGCGGUCCAAGUCUGGCAAGAAAAAUGCGGCGGCCGUGGAUGCAAGACCCCCUUCAAAGAAGCGCCGCGGAUCAGCUGUCCAGAACGGUGUAGCAUCGGAUGCGGCAUCUGUGACUUCUGUGGCCUCGGCAGACACUCCUGGCACUCCAUCGGCGAUAGCAUCACCGAUUGUGAAAAGCGAUGUGUCUACAUCAAGCACCCCGGUUCUUCAUCAGGCUUGA